AUGACCAAACAAAGGUGUGUGCAUCAGGAGCGAUUUCGUAAACUUGUACAACGACUUAAGAAGACUCUUAGACUCUCAUCAGCUUCAGACAACAGUCACGGCCUUACUGAGCUGGUGUCCUUGCAUGACUUACCUGAAGAAUGUCUCUCCAUCAUAAUCUCUUUCACAAGUCCACGAGACGCGUUAAACCUCGCUUCGGUUUCCAAGACCUUUGAAUCCGCGGUCCAAUCCAAUAUCGUAUGGGAGAAGUUUAUUCCGCCGGAAUAUAAAUCUUUGAUCUCUCAAUCGCCAGAUUUCUUAUCCAAGAAGGAGGUUUUCUUCGCUCUUCGCGACAAAUCUAUUCUGAUCGACGAUGGCAAAAAGAUGUUAUGGAAAGAAAGAGAGAAUGCGAAGAGGUGCAUCAUGUUAUCAGCGAUGAACCUCUCAAUCACGUGGGGGAAUACUCCUCAGAGUUGGCGAUGGAUUCCAGAUCCAGAAGCUAGGUUUGAAGCAGUAGCGGAGCUACUUGAAGUAUGUUUGUUUGAGAUUCGUGGAAGAAUAAGUAGCCGUUUCCUAUCUCCAAGAACUCGUUACUCGGCUUACAUUGUGUUCAUGAAACAGAAUAUAUGUUAUGGCUUUGAGAAUGUAUCCGUGGAAGUUGUAGUUGGAGUGGUGGGGCAGAAUCUUGAAGAUUCUUGUAGAAGAUAUGUAUGCUUUGACGAGGCUAGGGAUGAACAGUUUAGAAGGAGAGACAGAGGAAAGAACCUGGUGAAGCCAGAGAGGAGAAAAGAUGGGUGGAUGGAGAUAAAGCUUGGAGAAUUCUUCAAUGAAGGUGGAUUAUCAAGCUAUGAUGAUAUUGAGAUGGUUGCUUUAGAGAAUAAGCUUCGUCAUUGGAAACGCGGCUUGAUCAUUCGAGGAAUUGAGAUCCGCCCUACAAAGAUCCGGCAAUGA
Messenger RNA from Capsella rubella, 930 nucleotides. RefSeq names its product putative F-box protein PP2-B8. The transcript is spliced from 3 exons. NCBI's taxonomy places the organism in Eukaryota, Viridiplantae, Streptophyta, Magnoliopsida, Brassicales, Brassicaceae. The coding region runs from base 1 to 930 and encodes 309 amino acids. Gene Ontology annotation, molecular function: protein binding. The record is from RefSeq and is a predicted model, not a curated record.